Messenger RNA from Closterium sp. NIES-65, 795 nucleotides. The record is from the annotation of a GenBank genome assembly. NCBI's taxonomy places the organism in Eukaryota, Viridiplantae, Streptophyta, Zygnematophyceae, Desmidiales, Closteriaceae.
AUGGCCACCUUUGCCGAUCCACUCUUCAAGCGCCACGUGGCAAUCGCCAAGAUGAUGGCUGGCGUGGCUGCCAGGCUGGCAGGCAACCACCGCCUGCCCUUCAACUACACCGCCUAUGCUGUCCACCUAGAGCAUGACGUGGCUAGGCUGCAGGCUGACGUGGCAGAACAAGGCACCCCGUCAUCUCUCUCCGUGGCGCUGCUCUUUGCGUCUGUCUCUCACCUCCUGGCUGCUGCUCAAAGUAUUGAAGCGGAAAUCAAGGUGUGGAAACUGGUAUUCCAUGUUCAGGUGUGGUGCACAGCGGUGGGGAGCACAGCGGUGGGGUGCACAGCGGUGGGGUGCACAGCGGUGGGGUGCACAGCGGUGGGAUGCACAGCGGUGGGGGUGCACAGCGGUGGGAUGCACAGCGGUGGGAUGCACAGCGGUGGGAUGCACAGCGGUGGGAUGCACAGCGGUGGGAUGCACAGCGGUGGGAUGCACAGCGGUGGGAUGUACAGCGGUGGGAUGCACAGCGGUGGGAUGCACAGCGGUGGGAUGCACAGCGGUGCUUGGGGCAUUGAAUCUGCUCUGCACGCAAUCGAAACGAGCAGCACUGCUUGCCAGUGCAGGGGGGGAACGUGUCCUAUGGAGGGCGCAUCUGGGAAAGGUGGCAACUUCCCGGCGUCCUUUGACGGGGUGAACGAGCGCCUCUUUCUGGCGGAGCGGGGGUUCCUGGACAGGCAUGGCAUCGGGCCUCAAUACACGUGGUUCAAGCACCUGGUGGGUGGGAGGGUCGUGUGGUAUAACAUUCUGUAG